AUUGGUUUCACUCGCUUUCUCUCUGUAUCUCAGUUUCUGCUUUGUUUCCAUUCCAUGUGCACCUUACUUCCUAACCCUGCACCUUCUCUCUCUCUCUCACACACACACACACUUUCUCUCUCUUCUCUCUCUCUCUCAGCUCCUCAAAGAUUUACGGGUUGCUUCUGCUCUUUUGUGAUCGAUUUAAACUUUGACUGCUAUAGUUUUUGGCCCAUACAAGCAAACGAGAUGGUGAAGUGAUGUGAAGUUGACAAAAACAGGCAGAAAUAAGAGUGCCAAACCAGUAUGCAUUACACCAAAGUGAAUUACUGCAAGCUCAAUCAGUCAAUCCCACUCAUUCUCCUUCUAUUGGUGUGGGACAGAAUAGUAAAAGAAAGCAGAGCUGUGGCACUGGACUUGUCUUAAAGAGCAUAGGUUUUGUCCCUUCUUAUAUAAGCAAUGGUUGCAGAAUCAUGGUUUCGCAGUCUGUGGAAAGCUCCUCGGAAGCAUGAUGCCAAUUCCGAGAAGGUGGUCAUUGAAGUAUUAGCAUUUGAAAUAGCAAGCUUGAUGUCCAAGCUAGUUAAUUUAUGGCAGUCUUUGAGUGAUAAACAGAUUGUUAGAUUUAGGGAGGAAAUCACAAAUUCGGUGGGCAUAAAAAAGCUUGUCUCAGAUGAUGAUAAUUUUAUUGAACGUUUGAUCUGUUUGGAGAUACUUGAGAACAUGGCACACGUGGCCGAGUCUGUGGCUAGGCUUGCUAAGAAAUGCAGUGAUCCAAUUUUGAAAGGUUUUGGGAAUGCCUUUUAUGAGUUUAUCACUACAGGCAGUGAUCCAUAUGGGUGGGAAUUCACUGGCAAGAAGAUGGAAAAAAAGAUUAAAAGGAUGGAAAAGUUUAUAUCAACUAAUGCAAGUUUGUAUCAAGAGAUGGAAGUGCUUGCUGAUCUUGAGCAAACUUUUACAAGAGUGAAGGCUAAUGGUGAGUCAGAUGGUGUAACUUUAAUGGAGUAUCAGAAGAAGGUUGCAUGGAAGAGGCAGGAGGUGAAGCACUUACAGGAUAUUUCUUUGUGGAACAGGACAUAUGAUUACACAAUACUUCUUUUAGCCAGAUCCUUAUUCACAACAUUCUGUAAGAUCAACCAUGUAUUUGGACUUACAGAGAUGGUGGAUGUUGGCAGGACCACUAAUUCAAGUGUCUUAAAUUCAGAUUUCGUUUACAGAAGUCAAUCGGUUUCUACGAUAUUGCAAUCUUCAUUCCACCCAUCACAUAAUAAUGUUGCCAGGUUUUCUUCAGGACCCCUCAAUGCUAUUACUGCUAGAUCAGGUCCAAUUGGUCGAACAACAAAUAAAACAAGCAUUUCUCAUUCAGGUCCUCUUGGUGACUCAUCCACAAAGUCAGGCCCCAUUUUAGGAAAGCAAACAACAAAUGCCAAUUUUUACUCAGGUCCUCUUGGAAGGAAAUUCAAUCAAUCAGUCCCAGUUACCGGAAGAAAUAAAAAGAGCAAGAUUUGGAGGUUUUAUGGACACUCUGUUGCCAUAAGUGGGAAGGAAACUACCACAAGACCCAGUCGACUGACUCAAGUAGGACCUUUCAAAGGAUGUAUGGCUUGGGACAGUUCCAUAUUCACUGACUGCCAGUCAAGUGCUAGUGGUGUUCAUUAUGGAACGCAGAAUCCCAAAGAUGUUAAUUCAAACCCUCUUGUUCCUGGAAAAGUAGUUAAUCAUACUGAAUCAGUCUUCAAACCUCUUCGCAAGCUAUUAAAUCCUCCAUCUGAAACCCUGGGUGCUGCUGCUCUAGCACUGCACUAUGCAAAUGUUAUCAUUGUGAUUGAGAAGCUAGCAGCUUCUUCACACUUGAUUGGUCUGGAUGCAAGAGAUGACCUGUACAACAUGUUACCAAGACGUGUGAGAGCUUCCCUAAAGGCCAAGCUAAAGCCAUAUACCAAGACCAUGGCAGCAUUGUCAUCAUCAAUCUAUGACCCAAGUCUAGCAGAAGAAUGGAAUGAAGCAAUGUCAAGCAUACUUGAAUGGCUGGCACCACUUGCUCAUAACAUGAUAAGAUGGCAGUCUGAGAGAAGUUAUGAGCAGCAGAGCUUUGUUUCCCGGACAAAUGUGCUGCUGGUACAGACCCUUUACUUUGCAAACCAAGAAAAGACAGAAGAAGUAAUCACUGAGCUUCUUGUGGGACUGAAUUAUGUCUGGAAAUAUGGUAGGGAGCUCAAUGCAAAAGCUCUGGCAGAGUGUGGCAGUUUUAGGGUAGACAAUGAAUAUCCUAAUCUGAAUGGAUAAAUAAUCUGUAUAGGUUGUGGCCAUUUCCUACAGGAAUCCAGUUCCUUGCCAGAGAUGAGGACUUGCAGAAACACCAAUUAUCAGUCUUGUUAAAUCGACAAAUGUGAAUCAAAUGCUAGCAUAAGUAUGAGAGAAGUACCUAUGUAUUCAUUAUUGUGGAAAUUUAGUAUCAGAAUGCGUACCUGGUGAGAAAUUUUUUAAAAUCAUUUAUCGUUAAUUUUCUUUGAUGAGUUCCUAGCUGCUAGAACCUGGAUAGCUGGUCUCAUCUUUGCAAUGUUGGCCUUCCUCUUUGAUGAGGUCCUUCUUCCUACGUGAUGUUUUAGGGUGUGCAUAUUUAUGAGCAUUAUUGCAUAUUAAAUUGUAUAGUUCUAUCACGCAAUGGUGAAUGGUUAUUUCGCAAUAUCCUUCUGAAUUCUCCAGUCUAGGAAUUUGCCAUACUACUGAUAGCAAGUACCAUAAUCUAUUUUUCUUGUAA
This is a messenger RNA of Glycine soja, 2737 nucleotides long. RefSeq lists its product as uncharacterized. Gene Ontology annotation, biological process: positive regulation of growth. The record is from RefSeq and is a predicted model, not a curated record. NCBI's taxonomy places the organism in Eukaryota, Viridiplantae, Streptophyta, Magnoliopsida, Fabales, Fabaceae. The coding region runs from base 439 to 2262 and encodes 607 amino acids. The transcript has 4 exons.